CGGCCGCGCCUUUUCUUUUCUCGCUCUCUUCCUUUCUUCUUUUCUUUCUUUUUUCCCUUCCUUCCACAUCAGGCUUUAUUUAUGUCACGCACAGUGGAAGGAGGACCUGUGGGUGACGCGACAGCAGUUUUUUUGGGGUGGCUCUUCCUAAUGAGCAAACCUUUUUUUUAAUUCGACCUUGUAUUGCGGACCACAGCGGCCACAGGACGAGGAUGAUAAUAUGUCUGAGGCUAUGAGACCAGAUCGUGUCCAGCUCCGCUACAAGCUUCGCAAGGGCCUUUUGGACAGUGUCUCAAACACAGAGAAUGAGGAUGAGGUGAUCGCGGAGCCAAUGGCAAACCCAUUUUUAGAGCGGUUGGAAGAUGUGCAUAAGGAUACUCAGAAGGACUCGCAUAAGGACGUCCAUAAGGAUCCUGAAAACCAGGAGCACGAAGAAAUCGAUGGACUGACAGAGGCGGAACUCGUGCUAUUGGGACGCAUUCGGAGGUUGACUGAAACGCCCCUUGAGGUAUGCAUCCUUUUUACGACUGAGAACCGGAUUAGAGUAUAUGGGACAUUUAGAGCUAAUAUAAGAGAGCUUCGUCUGAUUUCCUCAUUUGAUCUUUCCAGAAGGCCAGGAAGAACGCACAAAAGGUCGACCAAGGCUUGAUUGAAAAAUGCGUCCCACGCGAACUCUCCUCGCCGUAUUCGGUGAUUAACAGCGUGCAUCAAGAACCAGCACCUGCUCCUAAACAGGCAUC
Messenger RNA from Gamsiella multidivaricata, 740 nucleotides. RefSeq lists its product as uncharacterized. The transcript has 4 exons. Bases 221 to 649 code for a protein of 142 amino acids. NCBI's taxonomy places the organism in Eukaryota, Fungi, Mortierellomycota, Mortierellomycetes, Mortierellales, Mortierellaceae. The record is from RefSeq and is a predicted model, not a curated record.